Rhincodon typus (whale shark) is the source of this 2381-nucleotide messenger RNA. It is a transcript of the gene cyp26b1, whose product is annotated as cytochrome P450 26B1. The coding region runs from base 109 to 1644 and encodes 511 amino acids. NCBI's taxonomy places the organism in Eukaryota, Metazoa, Chordata, Chondrichthyes, Orectolobiformes, Rhincodontidae. Gene Ontology annotation, biological process: sterol metabolic process. The record is from RefSeq and is a predicted model, not a curated record. Gene Ontology annotation, molecular function: monooxygenase activity; oxidoreductase activity, acting on paired donors, with incorporation or reduction of molecular oxygen; heme binding. The transcript is spliced from 7 exons.
UUAGCAUCGAGCAACAAAAUGAAAACAAAUAACGAAUAACUUAGAAUAUCCCGGGACGCCCGAGUGAGUGGGAGGCGAAGCGCGUCGAACGGAGAUUGGAAACACAAGAUGUUUUGGGAAGGUUUGGAGCUAGUCUCUGCGGUGGUCACAACGACUGCUUGCCUGGUCUCUCUGCUCCUGUUGCUGACUGUCUCCAGACAACUUUGGCAAUUCCGCUGGACCGUGAGCCGGGACAAAAACUGCAAUUUGCCGAUUCCUAAGGGCUCGAUGGGGUUGCCCCUCAUCGGAGAGACUUUUCAUUGGUUAGUAGAGGGGUCCAGAUUCCACUCGUCGAGACGGGAGAAAUAUGGCAACGUGUUCAAGACGCAUCUCCUGGGUCGCCCGCUGAUUCGUGUAACCGGCUCCGAGAAUGUGAGGAAGAUCCUGAUGGGCGAACACACCCUGGUGAGCAGCCAAUGGCCACGCAGUACUAGGAUGCUACUGGGUUCCACCAGCCUGAUCAACUCCAUUGGUGACAUUCACCGCCAGAAGAGAAAGAUCUUUGCCAAGGUUUUCAGCCAUUAUGCCCUGGAAUGUUACCUUCCCAAGAUCCAGCAGGCUAUUCAGGAUGGUAUCCGAGACUGGAGCAGCAGUGGGGAGCCCAUCACCGUUUACCAUGAGGCCAAGAAACUCACAUUCCGUAUCGCAGUCCGGGUCUUACUAGGAUUCCGUGUAUCCGAGACCGAACUAAACCUUCUGUCGGAAAGCUUUGAACAACUUGUCGCCAACCUCUUCUCCUUACCUCUAGACUUUCCGUUUAGUGGUUACAGGAAGGGUAUGCGAGCCCGGGACAAUCUUCACAAAUACCUGGAAAAAGCCAUCAGUGAGAAACUGCAGUACAAAGAAGAGAAGGAUUACUCUGAUGCUAUGGACAUUCUGAUAGACAGUGCCAGGGAACAAGGGAAAGAACUCACUAUGCAGGAGCUGAAGGAAUCCACAGUGGAACUGAUCUUCGCUGCCUUCGCCACCACCUCUAGUGCAACGACUUCACUGAUCUACCAGCUCCUGCAGCACCCCCUGGUCCUGGAGAAACUACGGGAAGAGCUGAGGAGUAAUGGGAUCCUUCACAACGGCUGUAAGUGCGAGGAGACCCCCAGGAUGGCCGUGGUGGUCCGCCUCAAGUAUCUGGACUGCAUCAUCAAGGAGGUCCUACGUCUGCUUCCACCAGUCUCAGGUGGCUACAGGACAGCACUGCAGACGUUUGAGUUGGACGGGUGUCAGAUUCCCAAAGGCUGGAGUGUCCUGUACAGCAUCCGAGACACACACGAUACGGCUCCCAUCUUCCAGAAUUCUGAGGUCUUUGACCCUGACCGUUUCAGUGAGGAGCGGGGAGAGAACAAAGGUGAUCGUUUCAGCUACAUCCCCUUCGGAGGGGGCAUCAGGAGCUGCCUUGGUAAAGAGCUGGCCAAGCUGAUCCUGAAGGUGCUGGCGAUGGAGCUGGCCAGUACCAGCUGCUUUGAACUUGCCACCCGGACUUUCCCCAGGAUGUUGACGGUGCCGGUGGUUCACCCUGUGGACGGGUUAAGAGUCAAAUUCUCCGGACUUGAUUCCAACCAGAACGAGAUAGACCCAGAGACAGAGACAAUGCUGGGUUCCACUGUGUAACAGGGCCAACUGCGACACUCUAUCACCCACCCCAUCCCCAAAAAUUCAGCCACCACCCUACCCUGCACCCCUCCGCUUCCCCCCGCAACCCCCAAUCCUAACCAAACCUUCACUGAAGCAACAAAAUAAAGCAAACACAUCUGAACUUGAAAGCAAAGAAAAGCUUCAAUGAACUAACAUGCAAGCUGUAAAGGAAACCCCUUUGGGAAAACCUACUCAGAUUGUCCAGCAAGGAAUUUUGGAUGGGAAAAUAUCCAUGGGAGAGCUAGAUAGAGCGAAUUCCAUGGUGAGAAGGCACAGGAUUAUAUUUCUGGACAAAAUCGAAGCGAUCGAGAUUGGAGGAGGCAGAUAAACGUCAGAAGAGGAUUAGUGUUGGAGAGAGAGACAGGAGAAGGAGGAAAAGAGAAGAGAGGAAAAUUGGUGGGAGAGAAAAUAUUUGACAUCAAAACAAAAGACUAUCUUUAAAAAAAACACAUAUAUAUCCUGCGUUCCUACUUAAAGUAUAUAUAUGUAUAAACCUACUCUGAGUACCAUUCUAGGUAUAUAACUUGAUUAGAGAUUGCAACAGAGUUGCAGCCUUUGGCACUUUGAAUGUUGAUCCAUUACUGAUGCUGGUUAUAUUCAGCAUAAACUUAGAAACAGUAACAAACUGGUUUGAAUUUGUACUAUUCCUAUCUUUAAGCUAUAUAUGGAUUAUUUGUCAUUGUGUUUUUUUUAUUUUAAGAUUGCAAUUAGAC